Messenger RNA from Arthroderma uncinatum, 615 nucleotides. RefSeq lists its product as uncharacterized. The transcript is spliced from 5 exons. Lineage: Eukaryota; Fungi; Ascomycota; Eurotiomycetes; Onygenales; Arthrodermataceae. Bases 1 to 615 code for a protein of 204 amino acids. The record is from RefSeq and is a predicted model, not a curated record.
AUGGGCGAGAGUCGUGGCACUAUUCUGGUGACGGGUGCCAAUGGAGUCCUAGGUUCAGCUGUGGUUCGAGAGAUCGUGAAGUCGCCAUCCUACUGCUCAUCGUACUACGGCCUCUACACGGUACGAGAUUCCUCAUCGUCUUCCUCGCUGCAUGCCAGUCGGACCUCUCUCGGCUGGCUAGCCUCAGGGAAAAUCCCGCCUAUCCGGGCACUCAUACUCAAUGCAGGUUUCCAGGAAAACUUCACCCAGACAAGUACAGAGGAUGGUUUUGAUAUGACAUUUCAGGUGAACUAUCUAAGUCACUUCCUCCUCACCCUUCUACUACUAGGGAGCAUGGACAAGGAGAAAGGGAGGAUCCUGUACAUCGGCAGCUGGGUGCAUGACCCUGAUGACACGAGGAACUAUGUCGGCCCAGGAGCUAUGCUCUUCCCUGAAAAGUACCGCCCGAUAUUUCGUGAUGGUAUAGAUGCAGUGGCUCGCGGUACUUGGAGCACGCCUGCUGAAGACCCUUCCGCCUUAUCAGGUCCAAUCCUCCCCUGGUCUCACCAACAAAAUGCUGCAAAGUUGUUGACGCCUUCUAUUAUUACCCUAGGCAUGAGCUACAGUGUCGGCUAG